Messenger RNA from Moesziomyces aphidis, 3336 nucleotides. NCBI's taxonomy places the organism in Eukaryota, Fungi, Basidiomycota, Ustilaginomycetes, Ustilaginales, Ustilaginaceae. The record is from the annotation of a GenBank genome assembly.
AUGCCCAUCAACAUGGGCCAGCCGUCCGGCAGCAUCGACUCGUCAGCACAUCAAGUCGGUCAUUCCGCUAACACGCUCUUUCCCGGGGGCUUGCCGCAUACCUCGAUGCCCAACGAUCCGCUCACCGCUGCACUCGGCUUGCUCCCGCCCGAGCUGCUCCAAUCGCACCAGCACCAGCAUCUACAUCAGCAAUUCGCCCAGCUACCUUCAUCGCAACCCGUCGGGUCUGCAUCGCUGCUUUCGCAUGUGCACAGUCAGAUGCAGACUUCACACGAUUCGCUGCUCCCUCAAGCGCCGCAUGUUGCACACGGCUCAUCUGCUUCCGGCCUCUCACAGCCCCCUCAAGUAGACAUGCGCCAAGCCCCCCAGCUGUCGAAUAACCAGCCCGGUUCCUCGCAGCAAGGUCAGCCGCAUCAGCAAUCGCGAUCGCGUCAUCAGCAACGCUCACCAGCCACAGCUCAGCACCAGCAGCAGCAAUCCCAGCAACCCCAGCCGUCUCAGCACCAACAGUCCUCGCGUCAAUCUCAACCCCUUCCAAAUCAUCAGGGCCAGCAGGGGCAAUCCUUGCGUCCCCAGGGCCACGUGCAUCUCAACCACGGCCAGCAUCAGUCGUCGCCCCAGCCUCAGCAGCCGCCAAAUCUGGCCCAACUGCUCGGCUCCGCUUCUACAGCCCAGACGCACCAGCCAGCUCUGUUGCAGCAGCAUGCCUCGGUCCUCGCCGACGUGCGCUCCUCCAUGUCCACCUUCUCGGCCUCCCUGCACGAUGCAAAGCAAAAGACGCCUGCCGACCGCGCAGACAUCCGCAACGUCGUCUCCAUCCUCGAUGGCGCAGUCAAGACGCUUGCGGCAGAAAUCGAACAGGGCGUAGUCAAGCUUCGCGCGCUUCAAGGCUCUGCGGCUCUGAACAGCUUUGCUGGACUCCUUUCCGGCUCCAAUGCCAAUUCGAUCGGGCCCGGCUCGACAAACGGCAACGACUUGUUUGGCGCUCUCAACCAGUUCGGCCUGCAGCAGAAUCAGCAACAGCAGCAGCAGCACGGCAAUCAGGGGCUGCCCUUUGACCUCGGCCUCGGCUUCCACCAGCAGUCCCAGUCGAAUGGCAUGUUCAACAUAAAUGGCACGCCCAACUCCAACGGUCCUAAUGGCGGGCCUUCGGGACUCAACGCGCCCUUCCAUAACGACGUGACCAUCGGUCAAGGCGGGUCAGGCUCGCAGAAUGCCUCGAUGAUGUCCUCGUUGCUGGCGCAGUACCUGUCUCAAUCUAACGACCCGGCUGGCCGCCUGGGUGCGCUCUCGCUCUUCCAGUCUCUCGCCGGCGCGGGUGGCGCAGGAUCUCUGCCCGCCGGCAUGCAGGGCCUCGAUGCGCUGUUGAACCAAGCUUUGCCCCAGCAAACCCAGGCGCAACAGCAGACGCAGCAACAAGCUCGACCCGGUCAGCAAGGCGCGCAUCUUCCAAAUGGGGCUCCGCUCACAAAUGCUGCCGCCCUCGCCGCUUUGACCUCUCUCGGCGUGACACCAACCAUGCUCGAGGCCUUGGGUCUGGGAUCCGUCGCGCAGCAGAUGCUCGAAGCCCCUGAUGACGGUCCCAGCACGAACAGCAGCAAGCAGAGGUCCAGAUCGCCCGACAUGCGCGAGGACAGCCCAGAAGCUGCCUCGGUCGAAGGCUCGUCCGAACCCUCUCGCAAGAAGAGGAAGCAUGUGCGUGGCAAGGUCCAGAUUCAACCUGACGUGGGUGUCUCGAGGCCGCCUUCAAAGAUUGUGGAGAGCAAGGCCACUUCAGAAUCUCGCCCUGGACCUGCAUCUGCGACGCCGACCUCGCCACCUAUAGCCAGUGCCGCGAAUCGCGAUCGCAACGUUGCGUCGAGCUCGACCAUACCUGGCUCAGCAGGGCCAUCCGACGCUUCGAAGCGCAUCCCGACGCUCGGUGUCGGGCUGCGACAGGAGGGCGACAAGCGCUAUCGCAACCGCAAGCUUCUUCGCGAUCUGCGAGAGCAUCUGUACCGAUGGCUGGGAACCGACGAGUUCCGCAAGCUGCGCAACACGUACAAGGUGGCCGAGUGGGUGCCGAAUCCGCAUCUGACCGACGAGGAAAAGCAGAUCCUCGCCUCGCUGCCGCCGGCAGCGGUGGCGCAGCCGCCCAUCACGACGCACAUCUUCCAUGUGGACUUUACCAGCCGCGACUUUUACCGCACCAACCAGUCGCUCAUCGAUGCCAUCGUCGCAGAGGGUUCCAAGAAAGUCGAGGCCAAGCCCGAGGCGUAUGCGAUUGUUCCGGGCACGAUCGACCGCGACCACUUGGAGGACGUGGCCAAGGAUCUGAUGGACUCGGCUCGGUCCGGAUUCCGCAUGUCGCUGCGCACGGGCUUGCAGGCGGAGAAAGAGGACAAGGAGAAGCACGAAAAGUACCGAGGCGUUGAACGAGCCAAGACCAAGUGCAGGAACCGCGAGAUCGGAGCGGGUCGGCUGCGACAUGCGAUUCCCAAGCAGCUGCUCAUCCCUGGCGCGUAUUCGGACGAUGCGGCAAGUGACGAGGACCUGCACGGGCUGACCAAGUCCGAGUGGAAGCGGCAGAGGCUGCGUAAGCUGCGCAUUGCCAAGGGUUGGGAGGCGGUGACGCCCAAGUGGCGCAACAAGCACCUCACGCGCGCAUACCACAAGGCGGACAUUGUGAGCAAGAGCAAGCAGAUGGCACGCUGGCGUCGGGAUGAUCCGGUGGAUCUGCCGAUCCCGAUCAAGCUGUACGGCAAGCUGCUGCCCAAGCAGCUCUUCGAUCCGGACUGGCUGGCGGAGCAUCGGAAGGAGCUCGAGGAGGAGCCGUACUGCAUCCGCAUCAACGACAACGACAUUGACGGCUGGGAGGAGUCGCACCAUCCGCUGGGCGAAGACACGAGCGACGAGAUGGAGUGGAGCGAUGCCAAGGAGAGCUCGCUGCGCGGACGACAGCUCACCUCGGCGCCGUCGAGCAGCCGUGACAGGGGGUCAAACACUCAAUCACCCGCUCCGAUAGCUGGCUCUUCGAGUGUGCCUAUAACGCGCCCGGGCGAGGACAGCAAGGCUGGCUCAUCCACGCCCGUAUUGCAAGCCUCGAGCAGCGCACUUGCGGCUUCCGAGGCCGCGCAGCCCGAGGCGGACAAGGCGCCCGAAAGCAAGACUCUAGCACAGACCGCAUCGGAAGCCGAAGCGACCAGCAGCAUCUCUGGCAGCUCGCGCUCUGGCAACGUGGACACUGCCGACACGGGCGAUACAGGUGCCAGCGAGUCCGAGUCCGACGUGUCGACGACCGACAAGCCCCCCGCCGCACCCGCCCAAACCGACGCCAUGUCAAUGUCCGAUUCGUAG